Messenger RNA from Melanotaenia boesemani (Boeseman's rainbowfish), 644 nucleotides. RefSeq lists its product as uncharacterized. Bases 15 to 644 code for a protein of 209 amino acids. The record is from RefSeq and is a predicted model, not a curated record. The transcript is spliced from 4 exons. NCBI's taxonomy places the organism in Eukaryota, Metazoa, Chordata, Actinopteri, Atheriniformes, Melanotaeniidae.
UGGACUCCAUAUUUAUGCUGCUGGAGGACAACAUGAUCACUUUCAUGAAGAAGGAGCUGAAGAAGUUCCAGAAGCUUCUCAGUUUAGAUUACCCAGAAUGCUCAGUGUUGGAGGGUGAGGAUGAGGAGCCGAGGAAGAGCAGCAGAGAGGCGUUAGUGAAGAUCACAGUGGACUUCCUGAGGAGGUUGAAGCAGGAGGAGCUGGCUGAGCGUCUGCAGAGCAAACUUCUGGAUGCAGCUUGUCCACGUAAACUAAAAUGUGGUCUGAAGAAGAAGUUCCAGUGUGUGUUUGAGGGGAUUGCUAAAGCAGGAAACCCAGCCCUUCUGAACCAGAUCUACACAGAGCUCUACAUCACAGAGGGAGGGACUGAAGUCAGUGAUCCACCUGCAGAUGGGAUCAGGCACGUUCAUCCGGGACAGCUUGUUUUGGAGGAGGUCUGGGAGGAUGGUAUUGAAGGCAGAGCUAAAGUCCACGAACAGGAUCCUGGCGUAGGUUCCCGGUCAGUCCAGAUGCUGCAGGAUGAAGUGCAGGGCUAUGUUGAUGGCGUCGUCUACAGACCUGUUGGCUCUGUAGGCGAACUGCAGGGGAUCCAGGAGGGGGGCCGUGAGGGAUUUGAGGUGGGACAGAACCAGGCGCUCAAAUGA